UUCCAGGUAUGGCCGUCUUUGCUUCAAUUGCAGCUGCUCUCUGAGUUUACUAUCCGUCUCCAUCCUUGUCGAUAUCAACAAUGGCUCCCCGCCUCACGUACCGUCGUAGGCUGUCCUACAAUACAACCUCCAACAAAACAAGACUAUCUCGGACACCAGGUAACAGAAUUGUAUACCUGUACACCAAGAAAGUUGGCAAAGCACCCAAAUCAGCAUGCGGUAUCUGCCCUGGAAGACUCCGUGGUAUCCGUGCUGUUAGACCUAAAGUUCUUAUGAGACUGUCAAAGACUAAGAAGCAUGUCAGCAGAGCUUAUGGCGGAUCCAUGUGUGCAAAAUGUGUUCGUGAUAGGAUUAAGCGGGCAUUCCUUAUUGAGGAGCAGAAGAUCGUUGUCAAAGUAUUGAAAGCACAGGCACAAAGCCAGAAGGCAAAAUAACAUAAUUUUUGCUUUGUAACAUAACAAUAAAUAUGGUUAAUUGUU
This is a messenger RNA of Xenopus laevis (African clawed frog), 479 nucleotides long. RefSeq names its product ribosomal protein L34 S homeolog (gene rpl34.S). The transcript has 5 exons. The record is from RefSeq and is a predicted model, not a curated record. NCBI's taxonomy places the organism in Eukaryota, Metazoa, Chordata, Amphibia, Anura, Pipidae. The coding region runs from base 81 to 434 and encodes 117 amino acids. Gene Ontology annotation, cellular component: ribosome. Gene Ontology annotation, molecular function: structural constituent of ribosome. Gene Ontology annotation, biological process: translation.